AUGUCCAUUCGCAGAAGGAAACCAUUUGAGCUAGCUCGACAGCUUGAGAAUGUUUCAUGUGAACGAAUUCGUAAACUGGAGGCAAUCAAGCAACUCCUGCUUGAACUGGACAAUCGUCUCAAGAUUGAAAUGCAUAGCUUACGUCAACUUUCCGGCAACCCAAUAAAAAUAAAUGAGGCAGUUGAUAGUUUUGCUAUUAAAACGCCUUUUUCACCUAUGUCGGAUACUUUGUCAGGUAAUGUCUCUCGAACCACUCCAACUCAGGGUUUGCAGUCAUCGCCUGAUAUCUCAGACCAGUCAUCAGAUAUAUCAUACAAAAUUCUUCAUGGAAGAGUUUUUCUCUUGCCAAAUGAUCCCCUUACACAGUUAACUACUUCUGCUCCUUCUCCGUUACCACUAUUGCAACAAAAGCAGACGCAGCAGUCCGAGGAAGUAUCCAUCUUAACAAAGGAGAAGGGAAAUGCCACUCCCAUUGUAGCUGACCUUUCAACCGAACUUGUACCUUCCACUCUGGGUCUUCAUGGCUCCCUCGAACCCAAUGCAUUUCUUUCCUACGCCGCUGACCUGCUAGGUCUUCCCAUUCACACUUCAGUUCCCAAUGCCUCUUGUCAAGAGGGGAGGCUUUAUUCAUCAAAAGGAAAUCCUCACUGA
Molecule: messenger RNA, 651 nt
Organism: Hydatigera taeniaeformis
Lineage: Eukaryota; Metazoa; Platyhelminthes; Cestoda; Cyclophyllidea; Taeniidae
Source: the annotation of a GenBank genome assembly